UGCUGCAGUUCUGCAGAGGGACUGGAAGUGAAACGUUUUGCUCUCUAGCUGUUCUUCUGUCCACCGUCCACCAUGGGUGAUGCUCUGAUGGCUGAAUUUGGGAAGGCUGCCCCUUUCCUGAGGAAGUCUGAGAAGGAGCGCCUGGAGGCUCAGACCAGACCGUUUGACAUCAAGACUGAAUGUUUUGUUGUGGAUGAUAAAGUGGAGUACAUGAAAGGACAGAUUGUCAGCAAAGAAGGAAGCGUGGUGAUCGUCAAAAAGGAAGAUGGCACGACAGUGACGGUGAAGGAUUCGGAUGUUCAUCCCCAGAAUCCACCCAAAUUUGAUAAAAUCGAAGACAUGGCGAUGUUUACGUUCCUCCAUGAGCCGGCGGUGUUAUUUAACCUCAAAGAGCGUUACGCCGCAUGGAUGAUUUACACCUACUCUGGGCUCUUCUGCGUAACUGUCAACCCUUACAAGUGGCUCCCAGUCUAUGACUCGGAGGUGGUGGCAGCCUACCGGGGUAAGAAGAGGAGCGAAGCGCCCCCUCACAUCUUCUCCAUCUCUGAUAACGCCUACCAGUACAUGCUGACCGACAGGGAGAACCAGUCUGUCCUCAUCACUGGAGAAUCUGGCGCAGGAAAAACAGUGAACACCAAGAGGGUCAUCCAGUACUUCGCCAGCAUCGCUGCGGUUGGAGGUGGAGCCAAAAAGGACAGCAGCAAGGGGACUCUGGAGGAUCAAAUCAUCCAGGCAAACCCGGCACUCGAGGCCUUUGGCAAUGCCAAAACGCUGAGAAAUGACAACUCGUCUCGUUUUGGAAAAUUCAUCAGGAUUCACUUUGGCACAAGUGGUAAACUGUCAUCGGCCGACAUCGAGACGUAUCUGCUGGAGAAGUCCCGUGUUACAUUCCAGCUUAAGGCUGAGAGGAACUACCAUAUCUUCUACCAGAUCCUGUCCAACCAGAAGCCUGAACUACUGGAUUUGCUGCUCAUCACAAACAACCCGUACGACUACUGCUACAUCUCCCAAGGAGAGGUAACGGUCGCCUCCAUUAACGACUCUGAGGAGCUUAUGGCCACAGACAGCGCCUUCGAUGUGCUAGGCUUCACUGCUGAGGAGAAAACAGCCGUCUACAAACUGAUCGGUGCCAUCAUGCACUACGGCAACAUGAAGUACAAACAGAAGCAGCGUGAGGAGCAGGCUGAACCGGACGGUACAGAGGCUGCAGAUAAAUCGGCUUACCUAAUGGGGCUUAACUCUGCAGAUCUCAUCAAGGGGGUGUGCCAUCCCAGAGUGAAGGUUGGAAAUGAAUAUGUCACCAAGGGCCAAAGUGUGGAUCAAGUCUACUAUGCCAUCGGUGCACUGGCCAAGUCAGUGUACGAGAAGAUGUUCAACUGGAUGGUGGUGAGAAUCAACCAGUCGUUGGACACCAAGCAGCACCGUCAGUACUUCAUAGGAGUGCUCGACAUUGCUGGUUUUGAGAUCUUUGAUUUCAACACAUUCGAGCAGCUGUGCAUCAACUACACAAACGAGAAACUGCAACAGUUCUUCAACCAUCACAUGUUCGUCCUAGAACAAGAAGAAUACAAGAAAGAGGGGAUUGAAUGGGAGUUUAUUGACUUUGGGAUGGAUCUCCAGGCCUGUAUUGACCUGAUCGAAAAGCCAAUGGGGAUUCUUUCGAUUCUAGAAGAGGAGUGUAUGUUUCCCAAAGCAAGCGACCAGACUUUUAAGGCUAAGCUCUACGAUAAUCACCUGGGAAAGAACAAGAUGUUUGAGAAGCCGAGGGCAACAAAAGGGAAAUCAGAGGCUCAUUUUGCCCUGGUUCACUAUGCUGGUACAGUCGACUACAACAUCGGCGGCUGGCUGGUUAAAAAUAAAGACCCUCUGAAUGAAACAGUGGUUGGACUUUACCAGAAAUCCUCUCUAAAGCUGCUAAGUCUGCUGUUUUCAAGCUACUCGGUAGCAGAUAGUGGUGAAAAAUCAGGUGGCAAAGGAGCGAAGAAGAAGGGUUCUUCAUUCCAGACAGUGUCUGCUCUCCACAGGGAGAACCUCAACAAGCUGAUGACUAACUUGAAGACCACUCAUCCCCACUUUGUCCGUUGUCUGAUUCCUAAUGAGAGGAAAACUCCAGGGGUCAUGGACAACUGCCUUGUGAUGCACCAACUUCGCUGCAAUGGCGUCCUGGAAGGCAUCCGUAUCUGCCGGAAGGGUUUCCCAAACCGGGUUCUUUAUGGAGACUUCAAGCAACGCUACAGAAUUUUGAAUGCCUCUGCAAUCCCAGAAGGUCAGUUCAUUGACUGCAAGAAGAGCGCCGAAAAGCUGCUGGGAUCUCUUGACAUCGACCACACCCAGUACAAGUUUGGCCACACAAAAGUUUUCUUCAAAGCCGGCCUACUUGGGACACUUGAAGAGAUGCGAGAUGAGCAACUCUCUCGGAUCAUCACUAGGAUUCAGGCCAAUGCCAGAGGAAUCCUGAUGAGGGAGAAGUUUGCUAAACUUGUGGAGCGCAGGGAUUCCCUAAUGGUCAUUCAGUGGAACCUCCGAUCUUUUCUCGGUGUGAAGAACUGGCCCUGGAUGAAGCUGUUCUUUAAGAUUAAACCGCUUCUGAAGAGUGCAGAGGCCGAGAAGGAGAUGGCCAACAUCAAGGACGAAUUCAAGAAGAUGAAGGAGGCUCUGGAGAAAUCCGAAGGACGGCGGAAGGAACUCGAAGAGAAAAUAGUGUCUCUUCUCCAAGAGAAGAAUGAUUUGACCUUGCAGAUACAGUCUGAACAGGACACUCUGACAGAUGCAGAGGAACGGUGUGAACAGCUCAUCAAAAGUAAGAUUCAACUGGAGGCCAAGCUGAAAGAGAUGAAUGAAAGACUAGAGGAUGAAGAGGAGCUGAAUGCAGAUCUUACAGCUAAGAAGCGCAAACUUGAAGAUGAGUGCUCUGAGCUGAAAAAGGACAUCGAUGACCUGGAGCUAACUUUAGCCAAGGUGGAAAAGGAGAAGCAUGCUACAGAGAAUAAGGUGAAAAACCUCAUGGAAGAGAUGGCGUCUCAGGAUGAGAACAUUCUGAAGCUGACCAAAGAGAAAAAGGCACUACAGGAGGCCCACCAGCAGACACUGGAUGACCUUCAAAGUGAAGAGGACAAAGCCAACAGCCUGACUAAAGCUAAGGCAAAACUGGAGCAGCAAGUGGAUGAUCUGGAGGGUUCACUGGAACAAGAGAAGAAGGUCAGGAUGGACCUGGAACGCUCGAGGAGGAAACUUGAAGGUGACUUGAAACUGACCCAGGAAACUCUGAUGGACUUGGAGAAUGACAAGCAGCAGCUUGAGGAGAAACUCAAGAAGAAGGACUUUGAGGUGAGUCAAAUCAACUCAAGACUGGAGGAUGAGCAGGUUGCCUCAGUUCAGCUCCAGAAGAAGCUGAAAGAAAACCAGGCGAGAAUCGAGGAGCUGGAAGAAGAGCUGGAUGCUGAGCGUGCAGCACGAGCCAAGGUGGAAAAGCAGCGCUCAGAUCUGUCCCGUGAGUUGGAGGACAUCAGCGAACGUCUGGAGGAAGCCGGUGGGGCCACAUCAGUCCAGGUGGAAAUGAACAAGAAGAGAGAUGCUGAGUUUCAGAAGCUGCGUAGGGAGCUGGAGGAGUCAACCCUCCAACACGAGGCUACCGCCGCCACACUGAGGAAGAAACAUGCUGACAGCGUCGCUGAACUGGGGGAGCAAAUAGACAACCUGCAGCGUGUGAAGCAGAAACUGGAGAAGGAGAAGACGGAGCUGAAACUAGAGCUGGACGAUUUGGCCUCCAACAUGGAGAGUGUGGUGAAGGCCAAAUCAAACAUAGAGAAGAUGUGCCGCACAAUGGAAGACAAUAUGAAUGAAUACAAGAGCAAAUACGAGGAGGCUCAACGGACCACCAACGACUUGACAACUCAGAAGGCCAAACUGCUCACUGAGAACGGAGAGCUGGGGCGCCAACUGGAGGAGAAGGAGUGCUUAAUUUCACAGCUGACCAGAGGAAAGAACUCGUACAACCAGCAGGUGGAAGACCUGCGCAGACAACUGGAGGAGGAGGUAAAGGCAAAGAAUGCCCUUGCGCAUGCUUUGCAGUCUGCUCGGCAUGACUGCGAUCUGCUGAGGGAACAGUUCGAAGAAGAGCAAGAAGCUAAAGCUGAGCUGCAGAGAGCUCUAUCUAAGUCCAACACUGAGGUUUCAGCGUGGAGAACCAAAUACGAGACAGAUGGAAUCCAGAGAACGGAGGAGCUGGAAGAGGCAAAGAAGAAGUUGGUGCAGAGGCUACAGGAAGCCGAAGAGGCCAUCGAGGCUGUGAAUGCAAAAUGUUCCUCCCUUGAGAAGACCAAACACCGCCUCCAAAAUGAGAUUGAAGACCUCAUGCUGGAUCUGGAGAGAUCCAAUGCAGCCUCGGCAGCACUGGACAAAAAGCAAAGAACCUUUGAUAAGAUCCUCGCAGAGUGGAAGCAGAAGUUUGAGGAGUCGCAGUGUGAACUAGAGGCCUCCCAGAAGGAAGCUCGUUCUCUGAGCACUGAGCUCUUCAAGCUGAAAAAUGCCUACGAGGAAUCCCUGGAUCAACUUGAGACGAUGAAGAGAGAGAACAAGAAUCUCCAGGAGGAGAUUUCUGACCUCACCGAACAGCUUGGGGAGGGCGGCCGCAGCGCUCACGAGCUGGAGAAGAUCCGGAAGCAGCUGGAGCAAGAAAAGGCCGAACUCCAGUCGGCCCUGGAAGAGGCAGAAGGCUCUCUGGAGCAUGAAGAGACCAAAAUCCUGCGAGCACAAAUGGAGUUCAACCAAAUGAAGGCUGACAUUGAGCGUAAACUGGCUGAGAAAGAUGAGGAAAUGGAGCAGGCGAAGAGGAACUACCAAAGGAUGCUUGAGUCCCUUCAGUCUUCUCUGGAGUCGGAGACCAGGAGCAGAAAUGAGGCUUUGAGAGUCAAGAAAAAGAUGGAGGGCGACCUCAACGAGAUGGAGAUCCAGCUGAGCCAAGCCAACCGGCAGGCGGCAGAUGCCCAAAAGCAGGUGAAGACCCUUCAGGCGUUCCUGAAAGAUGCUCAGCUCCAGCUGGACGACGCCCAACAUGGCAAUGAUGACCUGAGAGAGAACAUCGGUUUGCUGGAGCGCCGGAGUAACCUGAUCCAGGCAGAGCUGGAGGAGGUGAGGGCCGCACUGGAGCAGACGGAAAGAAGUCGCAAGCUAGCGGAACAGGAACUUACCGACACGACGGAGCGGAUGCAGCUGCUGCACUCCCAAAACACCAGCUUGAUCAACCAGAAGAAGAAACACGAGGCAGACCUGCUGAGCCUGCAAAACGAGCUGGAAGACGCCAUACAGGAGAACCGCAAUGCCGAAGAGAAGGCAAAAAAAGCCAUCACUGAUGCCGCCAUGAUGGCUGAGGAACUCAAGAAGGAGCAGGACACCAGUGCCCAUCUGGAGCGCAUGAAGAAGAACAUGGAUCAGACCAUCAAGGACCUGCAGCACCGACUGGACGAAGCCGAACAGAUCGCCAUGAAGGGUGGAAAGAAGCAGCUCCAGAAGCUGGAGGCUCGCAUCAAAGACCUGGAGAACGAGCUGGAGGCGGAGCAGAAGAGGGGCGGAGAGUCCAUCAAGGCGCUCCGCAAGUACGAGCGCCGUGUCAAGGAGCUCACCUACCAGACGGAGGAGGACCGCAAGAACAUGGCACGUCUGCAGGACCUGGUGGACAAGCUGCAGCUGAAGGUGAAGUCCUACAAGCACGCAGCCGAGGAGGCGGAGGAGGCGGCCAACGCUAACAUGGCCAAGCUACGCAAGCUGCAGCAUGAACUGGAGGAGGCCGAGGAGAGAGCGGACAUCGCGGAGUCACAGGUCAACAAGCUGAGAGCCAAAACCCGGGACGGAUCCUCCAAGAAGGGACUGGAUGACUGAGGAGGCCGACGAGAUGGUUCUGGAACCAAACCCGCUGCGGCUGAUGCUUUGUAACAUGACUGAGUUCUGCUGUUGGUUUCCUCCUUCACAACAAUGAAAUUAGUUUAUUCUAAGCAAAAGAUUUUAGCUUCAAAAUAAUUAAAAAAUUCUGAUUUCAUAAAUAUAUCUAUAAAAACAUUAAUUAAUAAUUCACUUUAUUUGUUUGUUCACUUUGAUCAACACUUUUUCUAGCUAAGUAGAUCUCCUUAAAAUCACUUUUUGAUUUCCUUUAAAUUAGCCCUUCAAAAUAAAAGUUUGAUCAUGAACCUGUACUGACAUGACUGGAGAAAUGAUAAUAAACACUGAUGAGCACCAAGAA
Molecule: messenger RNA, 6235 nt
Organism: Gambusia affinis (western mosquitofish)
Lineage: Eukaryota; Metazoa; Chordata; Actinopteri; Cyprinodontiformes; Poeciliidae
Gene: myh6
Product: myosin, heavy chain 6, cardiac muscle, alpha
Exons: 2
Coding region: 73-5877 (1934 amino acids)
Cellular component (GO): myosin complex
Molecular function (GO): cytoskeletal motor activity; actin filament binding; ATP binding
Source: RefSeq, a predicted model, not a curated record